UUUUUCUUGUGGCACACAGGUCUAGCUUUUGGAUUCUUCCAACAUGUCGAGCUCGUACCGAAGCAGGAUCCAGGAAUUCAAGGUGGCCUUGAGUGAAGAGAAGCUAGACUUGAAUGCACUCCGGGAACUUUGCUUCAGCGGUAUCCCAUUUGAAGGAGGCAUCCGUGCACUUUGCUGGAAAGUCCUUCUUAACUACCUGCCUCUGGACCAGACGAUGUGGGACUCCUUUCUCAAAAAGCAGAGGGAGGGUUAUUCCCAGUUCCUGAAGGAGAUGAUUAUCCAGCCCGGCAUCGCUAAGGCCAACCUGGGCCUCUCCAGAGAGGACGUGACCAUGGAGGACCACCCUCUCAACCCCAGCCCAGAGAGCAAGUGGAACAACUACUUCAGAGACAACGAGGUGCUGCUGCAGAUUGAUAAAGAUGUCAGGCGUCUGUACCCAGACAUGGCCUUCUUCCAGUGGCCCACAGACUACCCCUGCCAGCUGAUCCUGGACCCCCAGAAUGACUAUGAGACCCUCAGGUGCCGUGUGGAACAGACCACCCUCAAGGCCCAGACCGUGGACCGCAACCGCAGCGGGGUCACCAACGUGAGCUCCCCGGGCAAGGCCCUCAACCUGUACCCUUCCAACGAGUACGAGGUGCUGCCCAAUGGCUGCGAGGCCCACUGGGAGGUGGUGGAGCGCAUCCUGUUCAUCUACGCUAAGCUCAAUCCGGGCAUCGCCUACGUGCAGGGCAUGAACGAGGUGGUGGGACCCCUCUACUAUACCUUCGCUACUGACCCCAACGACAAGUGGAGAGAGCACGCUGAGGCAGACACCUUCUUUUGUUUCACCAACCUGAUGUCGGAGAACCGGGACAUGUUCAUCAAGAGUCUGGACGACUCACAGUGCGGCAUCACCUACAAGAUGGAGAGCGUCUACUCCAUGCUCAAGGAGAAGGACAUGGAGCUCUACAUUAAACUGCAGGAGCAGAACAUCAAGCCUCAGUACUUCACCUUCCGCUGGCUGACCCUGCUGCUGUCUCAGGAGUUCCUCCUGCCCGACGUCAUCCGCAUCUGGGACACGCUCUUUUCCGACCAGGACCGCUUCAACUUCCUCAUCCUGGUCUGCUGCGCCAUGCUCGUACUGAUUCGAGAUCAGUUGCUGGCGGGAGACUUCACGAUCAACAUGAGACUGCUGCAGGACUACCCCAUCUCAGAUGUUCACACCAUCCUGGCCAAGGCCAAGGAGCUUCAGGACGGGUCAUAGCCACCCCUACCUCCCUUCUCCCUCCCUUGGUUGGGGAGGGGAGGAUGCACCAUUAAACUGAUAACCCUGGGCACAACAAAGGAGGGAGAGGAAGACACCUGGCGCCGGGUUGGUGCAAGGUUGGUAGGAGAAACCAAACUCAGUACUUAGGCUUGUCGUUUCACUCUCACAGCCUGACAGUUUUUCCACUGGGAGUGUGUGUGGCCUCAAGCUAUUUAUUUUUGCACUGAACACUUGAAAAAAAGUGUACAAAUCUACAUAUAUGAAGCAGAGAAAUACAGUAACGAUUACAACAGAAGCAUCAUUAUAAAGUCUGCCAGGGCUAAUAUAACACUCCUUGGGGUUUUUUCAGGGUGUUUCUUUUUAGUGGGUUGGGAAUAACUUUUUUUUUUACUGUCUUAAGUGAAGUUUUUUUUUUUAUCAUUAAGAUGAAAUAUAAUACUACCUUGUAAAGACUAACCACAACAACAACAAAAAAUGUUGCCACAGGGUUUGCUUUAAAGUAUAGAUUGUUAUGACAUUGGGCCUCAACGCAAGCAUCCUCUCUCCGUUUUCAUGACCGUGCUCAGAUAUUUACUCUACACACAUGAGCUACACGUCUGGACAGUUUAUAGCUGGUUGUAACCUGAUUUUGUGUCUAUGGAAUCGCUAAUAUUAAUGUAUGUUUGCUGUCAAACCAAUGGGAUGUGAAACUUGUUUUAUAAUUUUUUGGGUGUGUCAUGAAGCAGAAGCUCUUAUCCAGAGCGACUUACAGGUGCAAUUAGGGUUAAGUGCCUUGCUCAAGGGCACAUCGGCAGAGUUAUCACAUUCUGAAUUCGAACCAGCGACCUUUUGGUUACUGUCCUAACGCUCUUAACCACUAGGCUACUUGCCGUCCAACCCACUAACCUAACUGAAAUUGAUACAUUGAUGACGAUGAUAAGGUUGCUUUUGACGUGAGGGCAUCACUAAGCAAACAAAUCAAUUCAAUUGGGCAUUCAUUUUUUAAUAAUAUAUUUUGACCUAUCUCUGUUCGCAUUGAGUGGCCAGAAUAAACCAGGAUACAUUAAACAUGAAUGACAUCUGGUAAAUGAAGCAUAACACAUUUUGCUCUGCAUAUUGUAAGAUUAUUACAGAGAACAAAUGAUUGACAAUAGUAGCUGAGUAUUUAUCAUGGAUAAAUGACUGACAUUGAAAGGCUAUGAUGAUAACAUUUAUGUAUUCACAUAAUGGAGUUGACAGAUAAGAUUUUUUUUAUUUUUUUUAACGCUAACACUUACCACAAAGCUAAGACACCCUUGAAAUGUAUUUACCUUUUCAAACAGUAGGACCUGCAUAAUAAUGUGAUACUUUAAAGUACACAGAUAAUGACUUGCUUUGUUUUCAUCAAUAUUGUGAGAAUGAUACAACAGUUACCUUUUUACUGUUUGCGUUUCAGUUUUAUUAGCAUUCCCUAGAAAUUCCAAGUAUCACCAUCCCUUUCAGUGGCAAGAUGGUAUCAGUCUACAUUCUAACACUAUUUCAGUGCCAAGAUGGUAUCAGUCUAUAUUCUUUUCUUCUUUUUUUUUUUUACAUAUUUUUCUCCACAAUUUCAUGGUCUCCAAUUGUCUCAUAGCUGCAACUCCCGUACAGUCUCGGGAGAGGCGAAGGUCGAGAGCCGUGCGUCCCCCGAAACACAACCCAACCAACUGCUUCUUGACACAAUGCUCACUUAACCCAGAAGCCAUCAGCACCAAUGUGUCGGAGAAAAUACUGUACACCUGGCGACCGUGCACUGCGCCCGGCCCGCCAAAGGAGUCGCUAGUGCGCGAUGGGACAAGGACAUCCCUGCAGGCCAAACCCUCCCCUAACCCGGACGACGCUGGGCCAAUUGUGAGCCACCCCAUGGGUCUCCCAGGACGCUGCCGGCUGCGACAGAGCCUGGACUCAAACCCAGAAUCUCUAGUGGCAAAGCUACUGUUGCACUGCGAUGCAGUGUCUUAGACCACUGCUCCACUCGCGAGGCUUCAGUCUACAUUCUAACACUAUUUCAGUAGCAAGAUUGUAUUAGUCUACAUUCUAACACUAUUUCAGUAGCAAGAUGGUAUUAGUCUACAUUCUAACACUAUUUCAGUAACAAGAUGGUAUUAGUCUACAUUCUAACACUAUUUCAGUAACAAGAUGGUAUUAGUCUACAUUCUAACACUAUUUCAGUAACAAGAUGGUAUUAGUCUACAUUCUAACACUAUUUCAGUAGCAAGAUGGUAUAAGUCUACAUUCUAACACUAUUUCAGUAACAAGAUGGUAUUAGUCUACAUUCUAACACUAUUUCAGUAACAAGAUGGUAUUAGUCUACAUUCUAACACUAUUUCAGUAGCAAGAUGGUAUAAGUCUACAUUCUAACACUAUUUCAGUAACAAGAUGGUAUUAGUCUACAUUCUAACACUAUUUCAGUAACAAGAUGGUAUUAGUCUACAUUCUAACACUAUUUCAGUAACAAGAUGGUAUUAGUCUACAUUCUAACACUAUUUCAGUAACAAGAUGGUAUCUUCCUACUGAAAAAUUGCUUAGACAGGAAUUGGUACAAAUUGACAGUCUGUGACUAGCAAUGGUUCAAUGUGGCUUUAUUGUACUAAAGUGAGGUAGUAAGAGAUACUGUGCUGAGUAUUUUGACACACUCUGAAUGAAACGGGAACACUCCUACUUCAAACGACUUGGCUUGGUCGAUCAGUGUGUCUAUAAUCAUGUCUUGAUUUUAAAGGCCCAGUGCAGUCAAAAACUUGAUAUGCCUGUGUUUUAUAUAUAUUUCCACACCGAGGUUGGAUUCAUACUGACAUUGUGAAAAUUAUGAUAAUGCCCUUUUAGUGUAAGCUGUUUGAAAAUACUUCCUGAAAUUUCAGCUUGUUUAGGUGGGAGGGAGUUUUGGCCUUCCAUGGUGACAUCACCAUGUGGUGAAUUGAUUAAUAGACCAAUAAGAAAGAUUUCCAAACCUCUCUGCCAAUAACAACUCGUUUUCAGUUCCCCCUCCCUAUUCAGAACACUCCCUGACAGUCUUAGCCAAAUUCUUGCUUGAGAAAUUGCCCUUUGCUAAGAAGCAAUUUUUUUCUUUUUGACCAUUUUAAUUGAAAACAAUCACAGUAAGGUACUUAAUUGUUACCUAGAAAUUAUUUGAUAGUGAUGUGGGGGGGGAAACAAAAAAAACAGCUGCAUUGAACCUUUAAUAAAUGUAUAUAAACAGUGAAAAUCCCCCCUUGAAGGUUCAGUAAUGACAAAGAAGGAAAAUCUUGUCUUCCUGUGAUACACAAACGUUUGUUGUCAAUGAUGAAUGGUUUAUGGUUCUCUAACAUUUUCUCAUUCUUGUCUUGCUCUAUCACAAUUUUUUUCCUUUCCUUUUUUUCAUUUUCCAUUUUUACGUGGCUCUUGCCUUUCUCCCACCUCUUCCUCCCCUCCUUGCCCUGUGAUUUUGAGGGCUUGUCCAGGAUAGGGCUAGCAGCAAGACAGUAGGCCCCGUGCCACAGUCAGCCUGCCAACCGCCAUACACUGCCAUUCUCCCUCUUAUCAUAUCGCUCUGUUUCUCAUCCAGCAGACAUUCAAUUUUUGGACCACAAACUAUCUGUUUUACAGCUAUAUUGAGACUGUUUUAGAAAGCAGCUCACUGCCUCUGGUCUCUCAUCUCUGCCAACCAUUUGACGGUAGACAGCAAAUCCUAUGUGGCAAAAAGCUACUAUAAUUGUGGACUUGAGAAUAACAGGGCUAGAUAGGGAGAAUGCAUAGUCAUCAUGAAAUAUAAGAAUAUAUUUUGUAAUCCUGCAUGUCGAUGGCUUUUUCUGUAACAUUUUUCCUCCGUUGAAUUUAACAUGGCUGAACAGUCUUUUGUUGUCUGUUUGUUACUCGCACCACAUUGUCCUUGGUGUCAGAUGAAUCUUUGUCAUGCCACUUCUACACAGGGCAACAAUGUAAAUUGUCCAGCGUGUUGUGCUCUGAUUUGACAUAUCCUUCAUUGUCUUAAAAUGUGGAAGGACAACAAUGCAUUGUUGCCAGUGGCGAUUAUAUAAAUCUGUAAAGUGAUUACAUCAGGAAUUUGACAAUGCUACGUGUAGCCAUAUUCUCUAAGGGUUCUUCUUUGUGUAUUUUCAGGCCCUUUUAUAAUAAAUGCCAAGUGCGCAACAAGUACAGUUUUUACUUUACACCCUUUCCCCGUGUUGCUUUCCCUCAUUUCUCCCAUUCUUCUCUCUUCCUCUUUCUGUCCAUCUCUCUCCCUUCCUCCCUUCUGUCCAACUCUCUCUUUCCACUCUCACGUUCUCCACCCCCUCAGUGCUGUGGUUUAAUGUAGCCCCAGCAGUGUGGGGUUAUUAGUAACACAUGGGGGUGUUUCCUCCAUCCAUAUUGGUUUUGUAAGGUGAGGUCACCAAUGGCUCUGCAUCUGAUGAAAAGGGAGCGGAGCACGCUGGCAGAAGAAACAUGUGGGGGCGUGAAGCAGUGUAAGAGGGGAGAGAAUGGGACGCAGGCUCUUCGCUGCAGAGCUCUGAAGUCUGUAGGCUAGGCCAGGAAGAAAAACAAUAUUUUGAAAAGUAUUAAAAGAUUUAUGAGGUUUAUAUUGGCUACACCCACCACAAAGAUGGUGUCAUUGUUUAGCAGACAAGUGGGUUAAGUAAAGCAGAACAAUAGUAGUCCCACCAUUUUCAAAGUUGAUUUUGAUUUGCUUUCGCAAAAUAAAAUAAAGGCAUGUGAACUUGGUUCAUCUGGUUCUUGGUAAUGGGCAUCAUAGUGAAUUUGUAGACAACUGACAGGUCAGAAAGUUCAGCUUCUCUCGUGGUAACUCUCUAAAAUCCUUUACAUGAGAGACGUGCUACCAGUCAAACGGUUUCCGGUGGAAAACUGUAGAAACAGUAUUUUUGUUUACAGUCAUGAUGAUUCUGAUUGGUUGACUGACUGGGAACAAAAUGGUCGCUCCUCUCAUCCAACAACCAUAUUUAUCAGAGUGCAUUGUGGGUAGUUGGUGACCGUGGUGAGUAGCAGCAUGGGGUUGUAGCAUGUGUCCACUUGCCUGGCACAGCAAGGUUUCUGAUACAAACUGCUUCCUCUCACCCCUUCUGUUUAAUAUCUUGUGAAAUAGGAGGGAAAAGAGAGGUGUCAUGUUUAGAUCGAUUGUCUGUGCUUUAAGGGCUCUUAGCCAAGGGAGACUUAAUCCCAACUGCAUCUUCCCUGGUGAAUUUGAGGGACUGGCUGAGUUCCAAAGCUUCUAAAUCACUUCCUUUCCAUGUGAUGUCUCCUCCCUCUCCUUAAAGGAAAAUUCCACCACGAAACUAUAUUUUGGUAUUUGUUUCAUUAGUCCAUUUUUGAUAUAGUCCUAAAAAUGUUUUGCAUGUCAGCAAUCAAGUUUUCAAGAUGUAUAACUUUCAAUAUACAGAAAUACAGCUGGUAUGAUAAAAAAAAGGCAUCACACCGGCUGUAUUUUAAAAGUUAUAUAUAUUGACAACUUGAUUGCUGACAUGCAAAACAUGCUAGCGCCUUGCCCUAGCUCCGACCUCGUGUUCACAGAGCUGAAAGGACAAAACCAUGAAUUCCAAUUUAAUUCACUCAAUUCAGGUCAUAAAUUGACCUCAAACCCCUAGUAAGGAGUGCUCUACAAAUCUGUAAAGGUGUAGCAGUACUUUUUGUUGUUGCUUUUUUCACUCAUCUCAUGUGCCUGAACAACAAAUGCAAGAAAGCAUGAUUUGUCUUUUUUGUUUACAUUUUGCUGUAUUUUUUUUGGGGGGGGGGGAUUUUGGAUCCCCAUUAGCUUUUGCAGAGGCAGCAGCUAUUCAUCCUGGGUCCACAAAAAACAUGACAAGUAACAAAACACUGAUAGACAAGGACAGUCACACAAGGGUGGGAUGGUGAGAAAGCGAGUCAGAAUUAAUGUGUAGCAGAUAAAUAACUUUUCUCCUAACUUAUUAUAUAUUUGUGUGGCGGGAAACACCAGUCUCUGGUUAUUUACAUCAAUCUUUACUCUGUCUCUUUCUAAUGAUUAUCUUAUUGCUACAAUGUAACAUUUGUAUUGCUACCAUGUUAAAAAAUAUUAACCAUGGCCAGCAUUGGUCUAAGGGAUGUUGUAAACUGAAGUAGCUUUUUCGAGCUGGGAUAGGAAGCGUCCACAUCUGAUAAGUUAUUUUUCAUGUGUACUCUGCUCUAUGUAUUUCAUGUGUACUCUGCUCUAUGUUUUUCAUGUGUACUCUGCUCUAUGUUUUUUCAUCUGAAACAGUUGAACUCUUUAUGAACCGUGUGUGUUUGUUCGUAUGCAUAAGUGUAUGCUGUGUGUGUAUGCGUGUCUGUCUGUAUGACACUCUUCUCUUGUUUUUUUGCAUGACUACGUUUUUGUAUUGGUAUAUACAGUAUCUUAGUAUUGGAGUUCUAUACUGUUUUUUACAGUGUUUGCAACUGCACAAUAAAUAUUUCAAUGGUGGUUUAAAUCAAAUAA
Molecule: messenger RNA, 7664 nt
Organism: Salvelinus fontinalis (brook trout)
Lineage: Eukaryota; Metazoa; Chordata; Actinopteri; Salmoniformes; Salmonidae
Product: TBC1 domain family member 13-like
Exons: 12
Coding region: 44-1246 (400 amino acids)
Biological process (GO): intracellular protein transport; activation of GTPase activity
Molecular function (GO): GTPase activator activity
Source: RefSeq, a predicted model, not a curated record